Daphnia pulicaria is the source of this 1110-nucleotide messenger RNA. RefSeq lists its product as uncharacterized. Lineage: Eukaryota; Metazoa; Arthropoda; Branchiopoda; Diplostraca; Daphniidae. The record is from RefSeq and is a predicted model, not a curated record. The transcript is spliced from 2 exons. The coding region runs from base 1 to 1110 and encodes 369 amino acids.
AUGAUGCGAGCUAUGGAUGCAGUCGAGCAUGCCGAAAUGAUCCCCCUUGAAACUGACGAAGAACGGUCCCAUCGAGAAAAGAUAUUGGAAGAGCGAAACCGGGCCGGUGUUCCAAGGACUCAUCGCGCAGCUUGCAAGAAGAUUGAGUCUGAAGCCAAUGUUCCAAUCCACUUCUGUGGAGAAAUGAACUUGAUUUGCGAGGAAUGUGGCGCAAAGCAUUUAAAGGAGAACGGCCGCAAGACAAGAAAUUUCAGAAAUGUUGCAAAAAGGGCUGAAACGAUCAUCCGAAAGCAAAACCAUGGCCAAGUGUAUCACAACACGGCUGCCGUUGGUACUACUGAAAAUCCAAAGUACGCGGACCUCUACUUUAUGGAUGCGGUACAGGCCAGUAGUUACAGAGCGAAUGUUGAAGCGAAUGGAGGAUGCUGUAGGGAUCUGAUGGAAGAAUUAGACGAGAUGCUGCGAGAAAACAAUCCCUUUGCAGCCAUUUACAAGAAAAUGCGGCAAGUUCUGGAAGAAGAGUACCUUAAAGCCGAAGCUGAAAAUCGUCCUCAUCAGUUUGUGGGCAUGUUCAUCAGCAGUGAUCGGAAAAAUCUGGAUCAGAGACGCUACAACAACCCAACGACGGAUGAUAUUGCCAUCAUUUUCAAGAGCGUCAACGGAGAGCCACCGGUAGACAGGGACAUUCGAGGCCAUCUUCUUAUUCCAAGCAGAGGCAGAAAAUUCAUCCAGAUCAAUCCCCAGAAACCAAUGUGCGAUCCGAUGACUUAUCCCUUGCUCUUCCCCAACGGUGAGGAUGGUUGGCAUUCAAAUAUGCCUUACACCACCACUACACGGAAAGAGAGAGAGGGAGCUACAGCCAUGGAUGUUGACGAAGGUGAUGAGCAGCAAGUUUUAGACGAAGAAGAAGAACCUGAUGCCGAAGAAGAAAUUGAAGGUGAUGAUGACAACGAUCCCCAUUCAUUGAACCGAGGCAGUGGCAAAAGGAAGAGAGUAACUCAGUGCGAAUUCUACAGCUAUCUCAUAUCCAUUCGCAAUUAUUUCAACCAAGUGUUGGCCGGAGGACCCCUCACACAGCAAUGGAUAGUUGAUUCGUACGUGAAGAUUUAA